Messenger RNA from Poecilia reticulata (guppy), 2125 nucleotides. RefSeq names its product short chain dehydrogenase/reductase family 16C, member 5a (gene sdr16c5a). The record is from RefSeq and is a predicted model, not a curated record. Gene Ontology annotation, molecular function: oxidoreductase activity, acting on the CH-OH group of donors, NAD or NADP as acceptor. Lineage: Eukaryota; Metazoa; Chordata; Actinopteri; Cyprinodontiformes; Poeciliidae. Gene Ontology annotation, cellular component: lipid droplet.
GUCUAGUUUAGCUGAAGUGGUGACAGUUAUUGUUUUUACGCCCCAGGCUGCAGAAAACGCGUGGUUUGUACCGUGACAGAACCCAGAACGGAACCAAGUGGACCUGCUGCUGCACCGCGACUCAUCAUGAAUUUCUUUCUGGAAUCAAUCCAAGUCCUCUUUCUCUCUUUAUGGUACAACAUAGAAUCUUUCAUUCACCUCUUAGUUCCCAGGAAGAAAAAGAACAUAGCUGGGGAGGUUGUUCUGAUCACAGGCGCUGGCAGUGGAAUUGGUCGCCUGAUGGCUCAGGAGUUUGCGGCUCAUGGUACCGUGCUGGUUCUGUGGGACAUUAACCAGGAGGGCAUAAAAGAAACUGCAAGACUGGCCAAAAAUGGUGGAGCCAGCAGAGUCCACUGCUUCGUCUGUGAUUGCAGCAACAAGAAUGAAGUUUACAGAGUGGCUGAUCAGGUCAAGAGAGAAGUGGGUGAUGUCAGUAUCUUGGUGAACAAUGCCGGAAUUGUGACAGGGAAGAAAUUCAUGGAUGCUCCAGACUCUCUGAUUGAGAAAACCAUGGAGGUCAACACUAUGGCUCACUUCUGGACCUACAAGGCCUUUCUACCUGCCAUGAUCGCCAAUAACCAUGGCCAUCUGGUCAGCAUUGCCAGCUCUGCUGGACUCAUUGGAGUAAAUGGAUUAGCAGACUAUUGUGCCAGUAAGUUUGCAGCUGUAGGUUUUGCUGAGUCGGUAGGCUUGGAGCUUCUAGCAACAGGGAAAGAUGGGAUCAAAACCACCAUUGUGUGCCCCUACUUUAUCAACACUGGGAUGUUUGAUGGAUGUCACACCAAGUGGCCAAGACUCCUGCCAAUCCUAAAUGCAGAAAAGGUAGCCAAGAAGAUUAUUCAUGCUGUCCUCACAGACCAAGUCUACCUUCUACUGCCUAAAAGCAUGUAUUUCAUCACUGCUCUGAAGAACAUCCUGCCCAUGAAGCAGGGCAUUCUGCUGGGUCAGUACCUGGGAGCCUUCAAUCUUAUGGACACAUUCAGGGGACGCUCCAAAAAGCAAGAGUGAGAGAGCUGUCAGUUAGAAGAGGAUUUAAAUGAAGGAGAUAUUAAAACAUUGAAGACAUCUCUGUGAAGUUUUGUCAUAUUUAAUUUGGAAACAUUUAAUUGUACACAGAAAAUGAAUACCAGUUGUGUAAAGGACUGCCUUUUGAAUAAAUUAAUGUUCAUUAUUUAGCUUAAUGUUUUGAGUUACCUGAACAAAAAGUCUGUUGUUAUUAAAGUUAUAUGUCUGAUUUGUUUCUGAUUUAAGCACAAUGUUUUAUAUAAAAAUCUUGUUCUUACUGACAGUAUAUUAUGGUUAAGUUAGUUCCUUAUGCUGUAUCUUUUUUUGUGUGUGUGUGUGUGUGAACCUGCACACCCUGAUCUCUUGUCACUUUGCUGCCGUUACACCUGACAACACCUGUUGCUGCUCUGCAAGUGGAAAUGGAUGAGAUGAAUUUAUUUCUUGGAAAAGGUUGUGAUGUGUUAGAUUUACCUGCAAGGAUUUACAGGAACAAAACCCGACUAUCAAAGUUUAUAUAUAUAUAUAAUAGCCUAAGAAUCUAUACCAAUAUUGGAAUAAUUGCAAAACAGUGAAAGAGUUUUGAAAAAGACUUGGAUGUUUUGGGGGGUUUUUUUUAGGGGGGCUGUCAAAAUUAACUUGUUAAUCCUGCAUUAAUUCACAUUCUUUAAUCUUUUUUUAGCAAUUAAUUGAACAGAUUUCCAAACUUUUUGGAUGUCAUCAGUUUGUGAUUUCUAUCUCUGUUUCAGCUGUUUCUACAGGGGCUAAUCUGUUUCUUACAAAGUUUAUCUCACUCCUGUCCGUCUUCUCUCUUCCCACUCUGUGCUUCUCUGGUGCUGCAGCACAGCAGGCACUCAGACCCCAGGGAGAACCUCAAAAUCAUUUUACUGUUAACACAGCAUAGAGAAAUAUCAUUUUUCAUAUGACGUCAUGACUGAAGCAACACUCAACUGUUAUAAACAAAAACAUGAGCAGUGAUACACACAAAAGCAUCAAAAAAAUUUAAAUGUCACCAUAUUUAGCCUCGUACUGUUGAGUCCUAUUUUCAUCAAUUGACAGCCCAAAUAAAAACAUUUUUAACUCA